This is a messenger RNA of Chara braunii, 1919 nucleotides long. NCBI's taxonomy places the organism in Eukaryota, Viridiplantae, Streptophyta, Charophyceae, Charales, Characeae. The record is from the annotation of a GenBank genome assembly.
CUCAUGUGUGUGUCUGUCAGUACGAUUCAGUAUAUGUUCGCUUCCUUUCACUACGGGCACCGUUGAAAUGAGCAGGGCCGUGAAAAUCGGCGUACRUUUAUGGAGGACACCACGGCAACGUCCGCGCAYGGUGAUGAUUUCUCAGGGUUCAUACCUCAUCCCGUGACUGGGUUCGGAGAUUGCAGGCCAUUGCUCGUGUUGGACGGGGCUCAUAUCCGAGGGAAGUAUGAGUGUUGCCUUCUCGGCGCCACUGGACGAGACGCGAAUGGUCAGUGUUUCCCCRUUGCUUAUGCAAUUGUCGACACCGAGAGCAAGAACAAUUGGAAGUGGUUUUUGGUUCUUCUAAAUCGCGUCUGUACCAUUGCCGAAGUGCCUCAUGAGUCCAUCACGAUUAUGUCCGAUCGCGACAAAGGACCCGUUCCCGCGGUGAGCGAAGAGUUCGGGGAUCACCGACAUGCGUAUUGUGUCCGUCAUGUCACCGGUAACCUUUUGAAGAGUUUAAGGAUCAACAAUGACCAGGCGGACAUGCUCCUCGAAGCUGCACGAAGCACGAGCGAGCCGGUGUUCAACUAUUACAUGCAGCGGCUUGCUGAUUUCUCAAAAGACAAAAACAUACUGCAAAAGAUCUUCGAGAAAGCUGACAAGAGGCAUUGGGGAGGGCCUCAUUUUCUCCACGGAGAUGUCACCCCUGCUCGUGUCGGCGCAACCCGGCUUCGUGGUCACGAGCGGUUCGGGGACGAGCACGAUAAUCUCGGCGUUUAUGUUGGUGAUGUUAUCGACGACAUCGGCCUCGACCCGGCAGUGCACGAGCAUGACGGAUUAUUCGAGGACGACAAAAUGGCUGUGGAGGAAAGCGACACCGACACAGAGGUUGACAAUGGGGAUGGGAGACACGGUCGACGGCGGGACAAGGAGAAUGAUGGAGGCGAGGAGGGAGUGAUGGGAGAUGGGGGCAACGACGAGGAAGGGGAGGAUAAGGACAACACGGAGAGGGAGAAUGAUGACGAGGAACGAGAGGACGAGGACGGUGAAGACAAGGACAUGGACGACGCGGAAGAUGAUGAGGACAAUGAAGACGAGGAUAAGGCGGAGGAACAAGAGGAGGGGGGCAACAACGACGGGAGAGGAGCGGAGGAAGACGAGGAGGAUGACCAUGAAGAGGAGGAGAAAGGAGAGGACGACGAAGGAGUGGGUGAAGAGAAUAAGGCAGGGGAUGCGGAGCGGAAUGAAGAGAGCACGGACAACGUUAACACGGGGGCAGAGGAUACCCGAGCAGGGAGUAAGGCGGACUGUGAUGAAAAAGGGGAAGACAAGGUCGGUGAGGCGGAAGUGGUGGACCUCUGUGCGGAGGACGAGGACAACGACGAUAAUGAAGACGAGGAGCUGUCAGAAACGGAGAAGGAGUUGAAUGGUCAGGAAUGGAGCAGGGGCAAAGAGCGGAAAGAGGCGGCAUGUGAGGCACAAGCAUCUGCUGAACSGCGACCGCRGCGUCACAGAAGACCCAGUAGUCGAUACGAGGGUGCGAGGAACCUUCUACACAACUUGGGCAAAGGCGCACGAGCAAGGCGUUGAAAAUUGUGUUGAUGAGACGUCGAGAAUUAUGGUGACAUAUUGAACAACGGGCGUUCGUGGCAGGUGAAUCUAUCUGUCACAUUGUGUGUGUGUGUGUGUGUGUGUGUGUGUGUGUGUGUGUGUGUGUGUGUGUGUGUGUGUGUGUGUGUUUGUGUCAGUGUUUGUGUCUGUGUCUGUGUCUAUGUGAGUGUGUCACAUAGAUCGGUGAUGACCCGUCAAAACACGGACUGGGUCCGCAAUGAUAUAAGUCCUUGGUUCCCAUAAGUGCUUAGAAUUAUGACGUGACCCGUUAGAGUUUGAUUUUCUGUCAAGUGCUUCSCAAUGACUAAUAAACUGUGUUUGAUUGU